AUUAGAAAAUACGUUGUAUAUUUAUUAACUAAAUCAUAUUUUAAAAAUAUGGGUCUAAAGUGUAAUUUAAAGAUCUUUAAGGAAUCAAGGAGUUAUACCGAGUCUGAAAUAAAUAGUUACAUUGAGGAGUUUUUUCAGGAAUGUUCCAGACUAUCCGGAAAACCAACACAUAAUUCAUUUGAGAACACAAAAGCCUGGGAGUAUAUUAAAAAAUGUCUGGAAUCACUAAAAAAUCAGGAGGAAGUUGACCCAGAAAUUCUCGACAAAAAUGAAGCCUAUUCAUAUGUGUUGAAUAAGUAUCAGAUAUUUGAUCAGGUAGUGAAUUUGGUAGAAAGAAUUAAGGCCGAAGAACGGGAUAAAAUACCCUUGUUCGGUCUUCCACUUGCAAUAAAGGAUAACGUGGCAGUUAAGGGGAUACCACUGAAAAAUGGAGCCACAACUGGGCCUUAUGAACCCAGUUUCACGGCAACUGCAGUAGAGUCACUUAUUAACGCAGGGAUGGUACUGGUUGGUAAGACCAAACUUAACGGUUUUGGCCUUGGGGCAAAUACUACAGGAGUUAAGAGCAUUUACGGCGAAGAGUAUAUUGUCGGAGGCUCAUCAGGUGGUUCAGGAGUUGCAGUAGGAGGAAACUCCGUUACCGUCGCAAUUGGCACCGACACUGGUGGUUCAGUCAGGUGCCCAGCAGCUUUUUGCAAUGCAGUCGGCUACAGACCCUCAAAAGGUGUUGUUAGCAGGUUUGGAAUGCACGAACUUUCGGCGAAUUUUGACACUGUUGGAUUUAUUACAAAUACUGUCUAUGAAGCAGUUUAUCUAGCUUAUUUUACCUCUGGUUAUGAUAUCAAAGAUAUGCUAAGUGAAUAUGAUUCAAACCUUAUUAAACAAUCUUUUCUCGCUCUUUUACACAACUUUAACAACCUAAAAAUACCGUUGGAUAUGUGGAAGGGGUUGAAGAAUGUAAAAAUCGGUAUGUUUGAUUCCGAGGAGAUUUUUAAAUUGGGGUUUAUUGAUGAGGAGAAUAAAGUUAAUAUGGAGAAUGCUGCUAGAAUAACCUCAGAAUUAGGAGCAGAGGUUAUAAAAUUAACCAUUCCACCCCUGGAUAAGUUGACUGCAAUUUAUUACUUGGAAACUGCGAAGCAAACUACCACUAACGUUAGAAGGUUCAAUCAAUAUCCUUAUUCGUCAAACAAAUCAACCACCGUUACUGAUUUAGUACUAAGUUUUGAAAAAAGAAUACAAGAACGAUUUUUACUAGGGGAAUAUGUAAAGCUGAGUGAAUUUAAUAUUGAAGGGUUGUUAAAGGACCAGAGAGAAGAGAUGAUCAAAUGGGUGGAAGAGAAUAAACUGUUCAGCGAAGUGGAAUUUUUCAUAACACCGUCAACAUCAGAAGUGUUGCCAAAAAAGAAUAUAGAAUUACAAUCUAAAAACGUUUACAUGUUGGACUUAUUUCUGACUAUUUCACCAAUACUAGGACUAUGUUCACUCAGUUUGCCUCUUAGGAAUUCAAAUAGGCCCAAUUCACUACAUAUUACUGGAGGAUACUUUCAGGAUCACAGAUUAAUGGAAGUUUCGCUUAUUUUUGAAGCAUAUUUAAGAACCCAAACCAUUUCAACAUAAAUUAAAUCCAAUGAUAUUUAAUUGUUUUAAUUUUAAAA
Molecule: messenger RNA, 1655 nt
Organism: Theileria parva strain Muguga
Lineage: Eukaryota; Apicomplexa; Aconoidasida; Piroplasmida; Theileriidae
Gene: gatA
Product: Amidase family protein
Exons: 5
Coding region: 49-1617 (522 amino acids)
Molecular function (GO): catalytic activity
Source: RefSeq, a predicted model, not a curated record